GAACGCCGUACUACCUUGGCGAAAUGCUCGAGGAUGCCUUGACUGCCGAACUAUUAGCGCUUUGCUGGGCCAUGUGCUGGGCAGCGCAGCACGCCCCGGCAUAUUCAGUGCCUGUGCGCUUUCUCUACGAUGCACAGAGUGCCGGCCAGGGCACAUUUGGCACAGCACGGCCCGUUCAAGGAGCAGCUCCCGAGCAUUACACUCCCCUUGCCGCCUUUGCUGCAGCUCUGCGUCAAUAUCUCAAUGCGAGAUUGCCCACGGCCCACCAGCAUGUCAAGGGCCAUGCCGGCUUUGCUGGCAAUGAAUUGUGCGACGCUUUGGCGUUCCGGCUACAACUUUAUGUGAUACACGCCCCCUCCCUUGCCAGCGUGACAGCCGAAGAGGCCCGCGCCUUCUGGAACCUUCGUGCUACUGACAUCCUUGACAGACCAGAAGUUGCCGACUAUAUAGUCAUGUGCGAUGCCAAUUCCAAGCUAGGUGAUGUCUGCUCAGACCUAGUUGGCGACCAUGGUGCCGAGCAGGAAGGACAGGCUGGUGCACUGUUCCACGAGUUUCUGCAAAAAAUUGAUGCCAUAGUCCCCGCAACAUGGUCACAGUGGCACAGCGGCCCGCACCACACAUGGUGCUCACCACACGGCACGUGGUCCCGCAUUGACUACAUUUUGGUUCCACGCCAUUGGCAGCAUGCACAUUUUGUGUCACGCACCUGCCCCAGAGUUGAACUUAUGCAGCUCCGGGAGGAUCAUAUUCCUGUCCUCCUGGCAUGUGAGUUCGUGCGGAACCUCCCUGGCAAAUCUUAUACCUGUACCAGGAAGCAGAUCUUUCGCCCUACGCCGGAUGCCAGAGGAAAAACAGCCAGCCGUUUCCUGACAGAAGCUGUUCCUGUCACUACGUGGCUAGCUUCAGCCGAUGCCCACUACCAUACACUGGUUCAAGCCUGGCAACGUGUGGGUUCAAGCAUUUCUCCACCCGACAGCAGGACAACCACGCGACCAUACCUGUCGCAGCAUUCACUGGACAUUGUUGAUGAGCGGCGGCCAAUCCGGGUUGCCCUCCGCGAUGCCCAUGGGGAGCGUAUACGCAAAUGGCAGCUCAUUGUCCUUGUCGCCUUCCUACUGCAUGCUAGGGGUCAAGCUUUCUCACAGGCACAAACCCAAAUAGCUGACCGCUGGCUUAAGGAAGCUGAUGCGUGGGAAGCUUCUAUGCUUGCCAAUUAUAAGCGUCUUGCUCGGAUGCUUAGACGUUCUGUUGCGGCAGACCGCAUUGCCUACCUCGACCGCCUUGCACAGGAGGUUGCGGGUGGACACCUUGGAGAUCCCAAGUCUCUCUAUAGGGUUCUACGCCAGGCCUUCCCUGCGGCCCGCUCUGCCAGGCGACAAGGUAUUCAGCCUCUGCCGAUGCUACAACUCUCUGAUGGCACGUUCGCCCGCAAUACUGCUGAGCGCGCAGAGGCAUGGCGCAGCCAUUUUGCCGCCCAGGAGGCCGGACAUAAGGUUGACGAUUCGGGCUAUGUCAAAGCCUUCGAGAGGCACUGCAUUGUCGAGCACUCCCUAGACAUCCAAGUUGUACCGACACUUAGUGCCCUGGAAAGACAUAUUCUCGCCUCCCGGAAUGCGCGUGCUGCCGGUCCGGACGGGAUCACGGCGGAGCUGCUUAAGCUGGAUGUCCCACUGGUAGCCAGACAACUCAUACCAGUGCUCCUCAAGGCUAGCCUACGCGCACAAGAGCCAGUUACCUUUCGAGGUGGAGAGCUAGUGUGCCUGGCCAAACGGGCCGGCCAGGUGCUAGGGUGCGAUGCCUAUAGAUCCAUCCUUGUCUCGUCUGUGCCAGGCAAGCUGUACCACAGGAGCCUCAGGGAGGCACUCCUACCGCUCCUGACUUCGAGCCAGCCCACUUUCCAGGCAGGAGUCGCCCCGGGCCAAGGGAUCGAACACACCGCGCUUGCUAUCCGAUCCUUUUACGCUAUGAGCAAGGCUUCACGAAAGCCGGCCUCGCUUACUUUCUUUGACCUUCAGGCGGCCUUCUACCAGGUACUGAGACAAGCUCUCGUGCCAGCCACUGAGGGCGACCAAGAGCUGCUCCGCCUGCUUCACCACCUUUGCUUGCCAGCAGAGGCAAUACAGGAAUUGUGCACGCAGCUUAGGCCCGGCGACCCAACUGCCGACCUAAUGUUCGGAUUCACGUUGUCAGCACUCAUGCAUGCCAUACAGACCAGCCUCAACGCCCGCGAUCUUGUACCGGAUCUCCCUUCUGCCCCGGACCGUCCCGGAUGUCUAGCGGAUGUUGGUGCUGUCAGACUUGGACUACCUGCGUGGGCUGACGACUUUGUUGCGCCACAGACUGGGAGUGACCCUACUGAGCUGCUAAGUCGCACUCGCCGCACCAUUGAGACAGUCGUGGAUUUUGCAACAGCAGCAGGAAUGACGGUCAAGUACGGUCGGGAGAAGACUGCCGUUCUUUUCCCACCAGCCGUCAUAGGCAACCAGCAAAGCGCAUUCACGUAUGAUGACAUGGGACAGCUUGUGCUUGGCCUCCGCAAUAGUGUUGCCGACAAACCUUACUGGGUCCCAGUGGUAGAGUCAUACCGACACCUUGGGGGUAUCAUUGUGUCUACGUGUGACCCUCUUCCCGACCUGCAUUACAGGUUUGCACAGGCAUCAGGAACACUUAAGCCACUGCGGCGUCGCUUGUUCGGGACGCGCAUUAUCCCCAUUCAGCUGCGGUCCUACUUCUUGCGGUCAUUGGUGGUUUCUAAGUUUGCACACUCGGCAGCCACCCUCUUCCUCCGUGCCGCAUAUCAGCUGCGUGUUUGGGAGCAACACUACAUGACACUAUGGCGCGCGCUCUUCCACAGGCGGUCUGCAGCGGAACAG
Symbiodinium necroappetens is the source of this 2873-nucleotide messenger RNA. The record is from the annotation of a GenBank genome assembly. NCBI's taxonomy places the organism in Eukaryota, Dinophyceae, Suessiales, Symbiodiniaceae.